UGAAACCUUUUCUGAUUGAAAUGGUCACUACCAGGCUUCAUUUGCCGUAUAAAAACUCUGGAAUUGUAGCAUUCCGAUAAUAGUCAAGUUCCAUCCUUACGUCGGAAGGUGCUUUGCCAUACUUACUUCGUGACCAUGAUAUCCAAAACAUUCUGCGUACUUCUGGUUUUAUCCGCCAUGGCGCUAUUCGACUCAUCGGCGUCUGCUGGAAUUGCUGAACUGUUUAACGACAUCGAGGAUCCUAUGUUACCCAUGAACCAUCCUUCAAUUAUAAGUAACUCUCUUCAAGAUGUUCUUGAAGAAGAUGGCGUAGGAACACCCUGCCACAUGGAAUACCAAGUGACUAAAAAAAAAGUUGGACGUUGCACUAAAUUAGGCCACGGAGUCAGAGGAUGCGUUUCCGGCACGUACCUAAAUCCGUUCCAUCCUGAUUGCAUGUAAAACGUUAAUAACACGGGAUUGUGUUAUCUGCCAUGGGAUAUUUGACAUAACUUAUUUGUAUUGGAACUAUCAUCGUCUUAUCAGCAGAGCUUGUAUUGAUUUCUUAUUUUAAGGCAACGCAUGUAUGCGGAUCCUAGUACAUUAAUAAAUAUCAGUAUAUAAUCAUA
Cephus cinctus (wheat stem sawfly) is the source of this 608-nucleotide messenger RNA. RefSeq lists its product as uncharacterized. The record is from RefSeq and is a predicted model, not a curated record. Lineage: Eukaryota; Metazoa; Arthropoda; Insecta; Hymenoptera; Cephidae. Bases 136 to 441 code for a protein of 101 amino acids. The transcript has 4 exons.